AUGAGGCGCUCCUGUAUUCUGGUGGAAUUGAUUGUUGUAACAUGGAUAACGUUACUGAUAGACAAUAAUUCCGGAACUGAAACGAUUCCAUUUACAAUUACCAUAAAAGGAAAAGUGGUGAAAAAAUUGAAUUACUGCAUUCAUUUUGAAGACAUAAAGUAUGGAAAUGUGGCAAAAGGUAUUUUACGGACUAGUACCUAUUUUCUGAGCGAACGUAACGGUCAAUUUAUGGUAUAUGGAAUUAGAUAUGAUAUGGAUCAUAAGAUAUAUUUAAAUAUUACUCAUCACUGUAUGCCUGAUGACAAACGAGAUAUGCAGAAACGACUAUACAAUGUUUUUUAUUUGAAAUGUUUCAUGAGGAAGGGAGACGAGACUUUAGCUGAACGAAGCUUUUGGAAACCUCAUGUAAUCAUUGUAGAUGAUAGUAUGACAAUCAUUAAGCCAUUCAAGUUCACAACAAUAUUUUUAAAAAAUUGUUUUAUGCAAGUGAAUCAUGAAAUUGAAGGUGACCCGAAAACAGUUAAUUUUGAGUUACAUAAUAUUAAUUUGGAAGCAAUCUAUUAUCAGUCCAAUGAUGUGAAAUGUGUUGAUUGGCCCUAUAAAUAUCCAGAAUUUGAUAAAACCGAUCGCAGUGAACUGUGA
Messenger RNA from Loa loa (African eye worm), 642 nucleotides. RefSeq lists its product as hypothetical. The coding region runs from base 1 to 642 and encodes 213 amino acids. The record is from RefSeq and is a predicted model, not a curated record. NCBI's taxonomy places the organism in Eukaryota, Metazoa, Nematoda, Chromadorea, Rhabditida, Onchocercidae. The transcript is spliced from 4 exons.